Molecule: messenger RNA, 666 nt
Organism: Aedes albopictus (Asian tiger mosquito)
Lineage: Eukaryota; Metazoa; Arthropoda; Insecta; Diptera; Culicidae
Exons: 1
Coding region: 1-666 (221 amino acids)
Source: RefSeq, a predicted model, not a curated record
AUGUUAACCUACCGCACAACACCGAAUCGACAGGUCGACGAAGGUAAAUCACCGUCCGGAACAAUGUUCGGCAGGCGCAUCAGAACAAGUCUGGACCUGCUUCGCCCUCCACCAGAGUGCCCACCGAGUGCCGAAAAGGAAGAAAACCGAAGGAGCUUCUCUGCGCACGAUGCCGUUUAUGCGAAGGUGUACAGCAACAACAAGUGGCACAGGGCACCUGAAACGGUGUGUGAGAAGAUCGGCAAAGUGAUGUACACCGUCUGGGUUGAGGAUCAGCGGAUGGUUCGAGCGUAUGUUAACCACAUGCGCAGUCGUGGCGGUACUACACCAGGUAGCAGCAGGCCGCAGUCAGCACUGCCUCUAGACGUUCUGCUGGAUGCGUGGAGCAUUCCGAGAACUGCGCCGCCAGUCCCAACACCAUCUUUGAUCCCGACGGACCCCACGGACUCGUCAAGAAAGUUUCCAACGUUGCCACCUGUGCCGUCUGCGUCCUCGUCGGUGUCUACGUCCAUGUCCUUGUCAUCAUCGUCAUCAAUGUCUGCUACGUCAGCAUCCCCGGAGUUCGCAUCGGCAGAUAGGAAACCAGUUACUCCGGUACAGCUCCCACGAAGGUCUUCCAGAGCUCGAAGGCCUCCGAAGUGGUUCGACCCGUACCAUCUCUAUUGA